AUGGUGAAGGAUACUAAGUUCUACGACCUCUUGGGCGUCGCUCCAGGCGCCUCUGACAACGAGUUGAAGAAGGCUUACAGAAAAUCGGCAUUAAAGUACCACCCAGACAAGAACCCUCUGCCUGAGGCAGCUGAGAAGUUCAAGGAGCUCUCGAGAGCUUACGAGGUGCUUUCAGACGACCAGAAGAGAGAGAUGUACGACUCUUACGGUGAAGAUGGCUUGAACGGCGGUGGCCCAGGCGGUAUGGGCGGUAUGGGUGCAGACGACAUUUUCAGCCAGUUCUUUGGUGGUGGAUUUGGCGGUAUGGGAGGCAUGGGCGGUGCCUCCAGAGGUCCUGCUAGAGGCAAGGACAUCAAGCACCAGAUCAGCUGCACUUUGGAGGAGUUGUUCAAGGGUAGACUGACCAAGUUGGCCUUGAACAAGACUGUCUUGUGUAAGACCUGUGACGGCCGUGGAGGCAAAGAGGGCAAGGUCAAGCAGUGUAGCACCUGUCACGGUGUGGGUAUGAAGUUCGUCACCAGACAGAUGGGUCCUAUGAUUCAGAGAUACCAGACCCAGUGUGACGCCUGUCAGGGUACCGGUGACAUCUGCGACCCCAAGGACAGAUGUACCUCCUGUAACGGUAAGAAGACCGCUGCUGAGCGCAAGAUCUUGCAGGUUCACAUUGAUCCAGGUAUGAAGGAUGGCCAGAGAAUUGUUUUCUCCGGUGAAGGUGACCAGGAGCCAGGUGUGACCCCAGGUGAUGUUGUGUUCGUGGUGGACGAGAAGCCCCACGCUAAAUUCCAGAGAAAGGACGCCGACUUGUACUACGAGUGCGAGGUGGACUUGUUGACUGCAUUGGCCGGUGGCGACAUUGCCUUCAAGCACGUUUCUGGCGACUACAUCAAGUUCUCCAUCUUGCCUGGUGAGGUGAUCUCCCCAGGUGUCUCUCGUGUGAUUGAGAAGCAGGGUAUGCCAAUCUACAGAUCCUCCGACAGAGGUAACUUGUUCAUCAAGUUCAACGUGAAGUUCCCAGAGGCCCACUUUGCCUCCGAGGAGAAGUUGAAGCAGUUGGAGGGCAUCUUGCCUCCAAGAACCAAGUACCAGGUCCCCAAGGGCGCCGAGGUGGACGAGUGUGACUUGGUCCACGUUGAUCCAUACAAGCACAGCAGCAGCGGCAGAAGAGAUGCAUACGACUCUGAUGAUGAGGAGGGUGCCGGCGCCGGACCAGGUGUCCAGUGUGCCUCGCAGUAA
Candidozyma duobushaemuli is the source of this 1233-nucleotide messenger RNA. RefSeq names its product type I HSP40 co-chaperone (gene YDJ1). The record is from RefSeq and is a predicted model, not a curated record. Gene Ontology annotation, cellular component: cytoplasm; nucleus; cytosol. Gene Ontology annotation, biological process: response to heat; protein refolding. Gene Ontology annotation, molecular function: Hsp70 protein binding; ATP binding. The transcript has a single exon. The coding region runs from base 1 to 1233 and encodes 410 amino acids. NCBI's taxonomy places the organism in Eukaryota, Fungi, Ascomycota, Pichiomycetes, Serinales, Metschnikowiaceae.